Molecule: messenger RNA, 4395 nt
Organism: Callithrix jacchus (white-tufted-ear marmoset)
Lineage: Eukaryota; Metazoa; Chordata; Mammalia; Primates; Cebidae
Gene: TNPO3
Product: transportin 3
Biological process (GO): protein import into nucleus
Cellular component (GO): cytoplasm
Source: RefSeq, a predicted model, not a curated record
CGGGAAGGAGGCCGUUUGUAGUGCACCAGGCGGAAGUGUGCCAAAGGUGUCGGUGCUGCCGCUUCCGGUCCGGGUACACGCGCCUUAAGUACACUCUGUGGUGUGUGGCGUGCGAAGAUGGGCUUCUGACGGCAAGUCAGCGAGUGAAGAGGUGAGCACCAGAAUCUGGACUCAGAAGUCUAGAGUCUACUGGAAAAACGGGAAUAAAGGCCAGGAACCUGAAUACGACAUAAUAUCUGUUUCCGAGGGGCAACUUCCAUGGGGAACCUUCUGCCCUGGUAACGGCCAAAGAGGAGGAGAUGGCGCCAGUCAGGGAGCGGCCGUGGCCCAGACAGUGAGGAAGCUCGAAGGAGGAGCAACCGGGGAAGCCUCAGAAGAAGAAUCAGAGCCGUCGCUACCGCCACUGCCGCCACCACCAUGGAAGGAGCAAAGCCGACAUUGCAGCUCGUGUACCAGGCAGUGCAGGCGCUUUACCACGACCCAGAUCCCAGCGGAAAGGAGCGCGCCUCGUUUUGGCUUGGGGAGCUGCAGCGUUCGGUUCAUGCAUGGGAGAUCUCAGACCAGUUGUUACAGAUCCGACAGGAUGUGGAAUCAUGCUAUUUUGCUGCACAGACCAUGAAAAUGAAGAUUCAGACCUCAUUUUAUGAGCUCCCCACAGACUCUCAUGCCUCUUUACGGGACUCAUUGCUAACCCAUAUCCAGAACUUGAAAGACUUGUCACCUGUCAUUGUAACGCAGCUGGCUUUAGCAAUAGCAGAUCUUGCCCUACAGAUGCCUUCCUGGAAGGGAUGUGUGCAAACAUUGGUGGAAAAAUACAGCAAUGAUGUGACUUCUUUGCCUUUUUUGCUGGAGAUCCUUACAGUGCUACCUGAAGAAGUACAUAGUCGUUCCUUACGAAUUGGAGCUAACCGGCGCACAGAAAUCAUAGAAGAUUUAGCCUUCUACUCUAGUACAGUAGUAUCUCUAUUGAUGACCUGUGUGGAAAAAGCAGGAACAGAUGAGAAAAUGCUUAUGAAAGUUUUUCGCUGUUUGGGAAGUUGGUUUAACUUGGGAGUUUUGGACAGUAACUUCAUGGCUAACAAUAAAUUACUAGCACUUCUUUUUGAGGUUUUGCAACAGGACAAGACCUCAUCUAACCUACAUGAAGCUGCUUCAGACUGUGUAUGCUCAGCUCUCUAUGCCAUUGAGAAUGUGGAGACUAACUUGCCAUUAGCCAUGCAGCUUUUUCAGGGAGUGCUGACAUUGGAGACUGCCUAUCAUAUGGCUGUGGCACGUGAAGAUUUAGACAAAGUUCUGAAUUACUGCCGUAUUUUCACUGAACUAUGUGAAACUUUUCUUGAAAAAAUUGUUUGUACUCCAGGCCAAGGUCUUGGGGACCUCCGAACUCUGGAGCUGCUUCUUAUCUGUGCAGGACAUCCUCAGUAUGAGGUAGUAGAAAUUUCCUUUAACUUUUGGUACCGACUAGGGGAGCAUUUGUACAAAACUAACGAUGAAGUUAUUCAUGGCAUCUUCAAAGCUUAUAUUCAGAGGCUGCUUCACGCCUUGGCUCGACACUGCCAGCUGGAACCAGACCAUGAGGGGGUUCCUGAGGAGACUGAUGACUUUGGGGAGUUUCGGAUGAGGGUGUCAGACCUGGUAAAGGACUUGAUUUUCUUGAUAGGGUCUAUGGAGUGUUUCACUCAGUUAUAUUCUACUCUGAAAGAAGGCAACCCACCCUGGGAGGUGACAGAAGCGGUUCUCUUUAUCAUGGCUGCUAUAGCAAAGAGUGUUGAUCCGGAGAACAAUCCAACACUUGUGGAAGUCCUAGAAGGAGUUGUCCGCCUUCCAGAGACUGUACAUACAGCUGUGCGAUACACCAGCAUUGAAUUGGUUGGAGAGAUGAGUGAAGUAGUUGAUCGAAAUCCUCAGUUCCUUGACCCUGUGUUGGGCUAUUUGAUGAAAGGCCUGUGUGAAAAGCCCCUGGCUUCUGCUGCAGCAAAAGCCAUUCAUAACAUUUGCUCUGUCUGCCGAGAUCACAUGGCUCAGCACUUUAAUGGACUCCUGGAGAUUGCCCGUUCCCUUGAUUCCUUCCUAUUGUCUCCAGAAGCUGCUGUGGGCUUGCUAAAAGGGACAGCACUUGUUCUAGCCCGAUUACCUUUGGAAAAGAUUACUGAAUGUCUUAGUGAACUAUGUUCUGUUCAGGUUAUGGCAUUGAAAAAGCUAUUGUCUCAAGAGCCCAGCAAUGGCAUAUCCUCAGAUCCCACUGUGUUCUUAGAUCGCCUUGCCGUAAUAUUUAGACAUACCAAUCCCAUUGUGGAAAAUGGACAGACUCAUCCGUGCCAAAAAGUCAUACAGGAAAUAUGGCCAGUUUUAUCCGAGACUCUAAAUAAGCACCGAGCUGAUAAUCGGAUUGUAGAGCGUUGUUGCAGGUGCCUGCGCUUUGCUGUUCGCUGUGUAGGCAAAGGAUCUGCAGCGCUGCUGCAGCCACUAGUCACACAGAUGGUGAAUGUGUACCAUGUACAUCAGCAUUCCUGUUUCCUGUACCUUGGCAGUAUCCUCGUGGAUGAGUAUGGCAUGGAAGAAGGCUGUCGGCAGGGACUACUAGACAUGCUCCAGGCACUGUGCAUCCCCACCUUUCAGCUCCUGGAACAGCAGAAUGGUCUCCAGAAUCACCCUGACACUGUAGAUGACCUGUUCCGGCUAGCCACUAGGUUUAUUCAGCGUAGCCCUGUCACCUUGCUGAGGAGCCAAGUAGUCAUCCCCAUCUUACAGUGGGCCAUUGCCUCUACUACCCUGGACCACCGGGAUGCCAACUGUAGUGUCAUGAGGUUCCUACGAGACCUCAUUCAUACAGGGGUAGCCAAUGAUCAUGAAGAAGACUUUGAAUUACGGAAGGAACUGAUUGGACAGGUGAUGAGCCAGCUUGGACAGCAGCUUGUCAGCCAGCUGCUACAUACCUGCUGCUUUUGUCUCCCCCCCUAUACCCUGCCAGAUGUGGCUGAAGUGCUCUGGGAGAUCAUGCAGGUUGAUAGACCGACUUUUUGUCGAUGGUUAGAAAAUUCCUUAAAAGGUUUGCCAAAGGAGACAACUGUGGGAGCCGUCACAGUGACACACAAACAACUUACAGACUUCCACAAGCAAGUCACUAGUGCUGAGGAAUGUAAGCAAGUUUGCUGGGCCUUGCGAGACUUCACCAGGUUGUUUCGAUAGCUCAUACUCUUCCUGCACUGUGCCUGUCACCCAGGAAUGUCUUUUUAAAUUAGAAGACAGGAAGAAAACAAAAACCAGACUGUGUCCCACAAUCAGAAACCUCCGUUGUGACAGAGGGGCCUUCACCGCCACCAGGGUGUCCCUCCAGACAGGGAGAGACUCCAGCCUUCCGAGGCCAUCCUGAGGAGUUCCUGUUUGGGGGUGUGAGGGAAAAUCAGCACAGUUUUUAAAAAGAUGGCUAUGGCCUGCCCGGUGUGGUGGGAGGGGAGCUGGUUUCCUGGUGAACUUUCUAAAAGGAAAAAUAAUUUUAAGAAAAGAAAAAAAAAAAAGGAAAACUAAAGAGAAACCAGAACUGAAACAUUCACCUGGUAGCAAAUGACACAUGCACACACACACAUACAUGCACAAGUGCCAGUGCGCACGUGCACAAGGAAAAACAAAAGGACAAGCUUUCUGUGAAACAAAAUAUUUACUUAGGGAGAAUGUGGGGAUUCAAAUGAAUUAAUUAGCUGCAAUUGGAAGAAGAGGGUCAGGGUCCUUUGUUCAGGUUUUCUAUGGUUUUGUCCUCUUUUUCCUCUCCUACCCUUCCUUCUCUUUCUCUCUUCUCUCCUUUUAACGCAAGUGAGUAGAAAUUUCUGCCUUCCCCAGGUGUUUCUUCCCACCUUAGAAUUGUUUAGACAAGGGAGAGUAAGCAAGGAGCCUUCUCUGCUUUCUAUCGUGGUCACAUCAGUGAUGCUCAGGACCUGCCAGGGUUAGAAUUUAUGGAUAUCUAAACCCUGACCCCAUUCAUUGUCUCAGUCCAUUUCUAGUCCACAUCAGGUUGUCCACCUUUGAAGAGCCAAAACUGGGGUAGGGUGGGGGACAGGAUAUAAUUGUAUAAAUUUUUGUUUUUUAAAGUUUUUUUCUUAGCAAAUUAUUCACCCACAGACAUGAGAGAAAAAAAAGAGGGAGGGUGUGUGGAGAAAAAAAAUGUUUACAGGGCUAACAAGGGUUGAUGUGUUGUUUAGUAUUUUACUAAAAAGUGUGGAAAUUACUUGAUUUCAAGGGGAGGGUGAGGCCAAAGAGGGAAGCCCAAAACAGAUCUUAAUGUUUCAAAGGAGCGCAGCCCUGCACAGCCAUCAGAUAUGAGGGCACUGUUCUGUCUGGUGUUGUAGCCAUCUCGAGAACAAAUCAACAGCAGCAAAAGAAUAAAUUUUUAAAAUUUAA